This is a messenger RNA of Bacillus rossius redtenbacheri, 1257 nucleotides long. RefSeq names its product phytanoyl-CoA dioxygenase, peroxisomal-like. Gene Ontology annotation, molecular function: phytanoyl-CoA dioxygenase activity. Gene Ontology annotation, biological process: fatty acid alpha-oxidation. NCBI's taxonomy places the organism in Eukaryota, Metazoa, Arthropoda, Insecta, Phasmatodea, Bacillidae. The record is from RefSeq and is a predicted model, not a curated record.
GUAAUUCGGAUAAAUUUUUCUUGGACUACUAUAAAGUGCGAGAAAAAAAAAUUUCACUCUAUGUUAAAAUUUGAUCAGAAAAAUUUUCAAAUUUCAUUAAUGUCGUAGUAUUUGAUUCGAAGGAGAAAAAAAAAAAGCAUUCGCUGAAGCCUAGUUAGCUCCCUGAAAAACGUAACUAACUCAAAACUUGUCGCUCGUGUUUACAAACUUGCUGUUGGUGACCCUGUCCCGUCGAACUUGUGGCAACAACACGAUAACACUCGACGUGAUUAAACUGGUCCGUGGUUCAAGGUCUCCGGAGUUCAACAUUAGCUGUUUGUGUGCCAAGUUGUCAGCAACGGAGCAGUGUUGAAAACUGCAGCUCGGAUAAUUUACAAGUUUCCGUUCGGGAAUCACAAUGCUGAAAAAGGAACAAGUACAAUUCUACCGAGACAACGGCUUCAUCAAACUGGAAAAUGUCUUCUCGGACGCUGAAUUCGAGGUCAUAUCUCGCGAGUACGACAAAGUAUUUGAACGGAAGAAAAGCCAGAACCUGGAGGCGACUUGGAAAGGUGAUAUUGUACGGAAAGAAACCCAAAACAAAGAAGUUUCCGUUCUGUCCAUCCACAACCUGCAGUACCACUCGUCCGUCUUCACGGACGUCAUCACGCACCGGCGGCUGCUGGACGCCGUGCAGGACGCCACGGGCAUGAGUGACAUCCUGCUGCACCACACCAAGGCCCACGUCAAGCCCCCGGAGAAGGGGGCGCCCUUCCCCAUGCACCAGGACUACCACUACUUCCCGUUCAAGAAGCACUCGAUGGUGGCGGUGUUCAUCCACAUGGACGACACCACGCCGGAGAACGGGGGGCUGGCCGUGUACCCGGGCUCCCACAAGCUGGGCCCGCUCGAGGACAAGGGAACGGAAAUCGACGGCAUGAAGUACCACUACGUCGACCAGGAAAGAUUUCCCCUGAGCAAGGCGACCCCGGUGCUGGCCAGGAAGGGAGACGUGCUGAUAUUCUCCUACCUCCUCGUACACGGCAGUUACAUCAACUCCUCGGAAAAGGAACGAAGAAUGCUCCUCAUUCAGCUGAUGUCCGCCGACGACGAGCCGUUGUCGCAGACGAACAGUACCCCGGCGCAAGGCCUGGUCCUGCGAGGGGAAAACGUCGGCAAGGACGCCAGACAUGCCAUGCGCUUCGACAACAAGGGAGAAUGAUCGUGACCGUUCCACGGUCGUCAAGCUAUACCCCCCCCCCCCCCCCCCCCCCCCCA